UGAAUGUUACGAGUCACUUCUCAUUCCACUAAUUUAGCAGAAAGGGAGGAGAGAGGGAGGUAGAGAGAGCCUGGCGGUGUAUUGGAGAGCUGAGAGGGGACCGUGAGACGGACUGUCGAAGCCUCUGCAGUAAAAACACCAGCGCUGCUGAGAAAACCUACAACACCCAAACGCACCGGCCGGGCGAGUUUAAUUCCUCCAGGUGUGUGAGGAGGAAAAACCGCGGACGCAGAGAAAAAAAAUCCUGUAACGUCGACCAUUCAUCCGCCGUUUAUCUCGGUGAUAUCAGCUGCUGCUCGUAGCCUACAACACGCACACAGUGUUCCGGUUCACCUCACCGAGGAGGCACCGGACAGCUGCAGAGGCACGAGGCGGAGAGGAACAGCUCUGUGUGGGGUUCAUAUUCUCGGGUUUUCCCACCCACGGACUGGGGCACUCGGUCCCGGAACCGUCGCUCGGUGUUUACGCGGCGGCUGCAGAGAGCGAGGAGCGGGGGGAGGAGGACGUGGUGAAGCCAGGGAGGAGCGGCCGAGGGCUGCGGCCACACGGAGCAGGUUUCUGCCAGAAUUUCUUUGGCGAAAAGGGGUUUAUAUCACGGUGCGGCGAUAUCCAGGAUAGAGGAGCAGGACUCCGCCGCCCACCUCCACCAACACUCUCCUCCACCUCUGUAAAUGGGUUAAAAAUCGAUUUGUUCUUCCAGAGCAGCCGUGCAGAGCCUCGGAGGGUCCGUUCACACCUGCUAACACCUGCACAGCCCGACCUGCGGGGGCUUAUGAUGUAGCCCCCACCUCUGCUCCGUUUCUCUGCAUCACCAUCCUUUAAAACAUCCACCUCCACCCACCAGUGUAUCCCUGCCCCCCCACCCCCCAUCUCUCCUCCACCCCACCCAGCGUCCCACCAUGCCGGCGGGGAUGAAACCGCUCGAGAAGUUCCUGAAGAAGCAGACCACGGCUCUGACCCGGGCCGGGGGCUUUGUUGGCGGGGUGGCGGACAAGGCCAGCGGGGGGACGGGGGCGUCCCGCAGGAGGGCCAGCCUGUCCCGGGUCGUUCCCUUCUUCAGGGAGACGUCACCGGAGAGCGGCCAGGCUCGGGAGGUGUUCAGCCCCGACAGUGAGGACCCCCCCUCCUGGCCCUCAGCCACGGGGCCCGGUCUGGUCACCGUGCCCAACAGCGCUAACAGCUCCGGUUCUGGUUCUGGAGGAGGAGACGUCCGCAGCCCGUCUCUGUCCAGCGACGAGCAGAGCUCUGAGGCCAGCCUGAUCACAGAAACCAGCGUGGGAGGAGUAGGAGGAGUAGGAGUAGGCGUUGGAGGAGGAGGGGGGACGCCUCUUCCACCUGACACACCGGACAACCUGACCCUCGCUGUGCUGGACAGUGCGGCGGGAAAACGCACCGCAGUCUGCACAGAAACCUUGCUGGAUGACUUCAUGUUGACCCAUCCCAUCUUCCUGACGGCCGACAGGUUCCAGCAAGUCCUGCUGCAGCAAUUCAGUCUGGAUACAGAGGGGAAGGAGGUAGAAGGUGGAAGGAGGGAGGCAGAGGGUGAGAGAAAAGAUGGAGGAGAUGGAGGAGAGAUGGAGGGAGAGAGUGAGGGAGUGAUGGAUGGAGCAGAGAGAAAGCAGGCGGUGCUGAACGUGGCGUUUCGAUAUCUGGACACCUACAGAGAGCUGCUGCAGGAGGAAGGAGAGCGCAGCAAUAGCUUCCCAAAGGAGCUGUACCUGUGUGCGGUUCAGGAGUUGAGUCGGUAUCCUGAGCUGGUGGAGGAUGUCCUCAAACUGCAGAGAUGGACCGAGAUCUUAAACUGCCCUUCUGAUGAGGAGAAGGAAAGCAGGAAGAAGCAGGUCCGUCCUUUGUUCAGACACUUCAGACGCAUCGACGCCUGUCUGCAGCCCAGAGAGGCCUUCAGAGGCUCAGACGAGAUCUUCUGCAGGGUAUACACUCCCGAUCACUCCUACGUCACCAUCAGGAGUCGUCUGUCCUGUCGGGUUGGAGAGAUUCUGGCUCUGGUCCGAGAGAAACUCCAGUACAGUGAAGACCAACCAGUUCUGCCUGGAAACCUCAUACUGGUGGCCGUCACAUCAGCUGGAGAGAAGGCGGUGUUUCGUCCCAGUGAUGAGGCCGUCUUCACCACACUGGGAGUCAACACUCACCUGUUUGCUUGUGAACCCUCUGAGCUCGAGUCACUGCUUCCUCUGCCUGAGGAGAUCCACUGGACACCCGGUGACAGCAAACUCCAUGACAUGUCAGCUGAGGAGGUAGCCAAUCAGCUCGUGGUGUUUGACUGGGAGCUCUUCAGCUGUGUGCACGAGGUGGAGUUUGUGUGCUAUGUGUUUCAUGGGGAGCAGUCCCGCUGGCGCCCCCUUAACCUGGAGCUGGUACUGCAGCGCUGCAGCGAGGUGCAGCACUGGGUCGCCACGGAGAUCCUGCAGUGUCAGUCACUGCCAAAGAGGAUCCAACUGCUCCGCAAAUUCAUCAAGAUCGCAGCACUCUGUAAGCAGCAGCAAGACCUGCUGUCGUUCCUGGCUGUGGUUCUUGGUUUAGACAACCCAGCUGUCAGCAGACUACGACUCACCUGGGAGGGUCUUCCAGGGAAGUUCAGGAAGCAGUUUCAGCAGUUUGAGAGCAUUGCGGACCCCUCCAGGAACCAUAAGUCCUACAGAGACCUGAUCACCAGCCUGAGACCUCCGCUGAUCCCCUUCACACCUCUGCUGCUUAAAGACUUGACAUUUCUUCAUGAGAGCUGUAAGACGUUUCAUGGUGAACUCGUCAACUUCGAGAAGAUGCAUAAAGUGGCAGAGAUGGUGAGGAUCAUCAGACGAUACAGGAGCAGCCAGCUAGCCAUGGAUACAGAGACAUCCCCCUCCCACCUGCAAACGAAGGCCUACGUCCGGCAGUUACAGGUGAUCGACAACCAGAACCUGCUGUUUGACAUGUCGUGCAAACUGGAGCCCAAAGACACAUAGAGGGACUGACAGGAUGGUAAAGAAAAAAAUAAGAAAGCAUGGAAAAUGAAGAGGAAGAGAUGGGAUGGAGAGAAGGGGAAGAAGAGGAGAAGGAUUUUGUGUCCAGAAACAAGAAAGCAAAGAAACAAAUGGAUGGAGGAAGGUUCAGAUAGAAAGAGAUGGAAAUAAGCGAAGGAAGGCGUUUUACCCUGAAACUGUAAACCUACAACCUCCUCAUCAUCAUCUUUACCUGAAAUAAAAAAAUAACUUGAGAUGUUCUCGAUCAGCAGAAAGAAUGAGCUUCCUUUCUUUCAUCCACAAGUUUAAUUAUCUUCUACACCUUCACCUCCUCUUCCUCCCUCUCCAUCAGCAGCUGUCAAGUCCAAACACUGCCAGCAGCCCUGACAACCACAACCACAGAGAGAUAUGUGGAGGGAGUUCAUCAAACUGGACCAAAACCUCAAAACACCUGGUGUGACCUGGUGGUCAGUCUGAUCAAAGUUGCCCAGAUUAAACAAAACCUCAAAGUCACGUCAGAUCCCAAGUGCAUAGCGCUCUGCAUCUGUACAUCAGCUAAAAGAUUCAAGAUAACUGAAAAUUCAACAGGCUCAAUUCAGAUGUUGACAGUUAAUCUGCAGCAGGUUUGAGAGGUAACACUACUUUGACCCAGCCGCAGUGAACAAGAAGAAAAAGAAGAAGAAGAGACGAAUCAUGGACUCUUUCUGUUUUCUAACUUUCUGCACUUUCCCACCCUAGUUUCCCUCCUCUUGUGGUGGCUUACCAAUCAGACUAAAGACAAUCUGACCACCUGACUGACACCGGCUGAAACCUCCAACAAACAGCCUCAAACCUGUUGUUCAACCACAAUUUCAUGGGAAACAAGAACUAUACCAUAUUGGCCGAAAUAUAAGACAGCACAGGACAAACUACACAACUGCGGAAUUUACGAUCUGCUUUAAUGCUUUCAUCUUGUGUUUCUCUUUUAUGAAAGAAAAGGCUCCAAGGAAAGGACUCAUUGGACCAACAGUAUCUUUUGGAAACUUUUCCAAAAGUGUUUUGUAUCUUCAAAAAUUGUUAUUUUUUUUCAAUACUCAUCAGGAUUGUCUUAUAUGUGGGUCAAUACAGUAUUUUUGCGGGGAUGCACAUAAACAUCUCCAUGGAUCAACUCAGAAACGGCUGUCAAGGAUAGCUUUUGACUGCAGACACCCAAAUAUCAACAGGACACUGCACUUCAAACAGCUGACUGGUUAUUCCAACUUCCUGUUGGGAGGCAGGCUUGAAACAACAAAACUGGAACUGGACUUAUUAAAGCUACUCUCAAAAUUUGUACAACAACAAACAAAAACCAACAUGUUAUUGUCUCUGAACAACAUGUAGACGGACAAAAUGUUCAAGCUUUCAAACACAGCGGAGGAUGUAAAAAUCCCAGCAGACGAGCAAUUUUUUUAACCGACAAAUGUGGAUUCACAUUAUGCAGCCUUGGUUUCGUUCUCCAGGAUCUUUUCUCUGAGGACAUGCAGAUGCAAGAUAUUAAACUCUGCAGGAACAAACAGAAAUGACAUAAAUCAAGUUCUUCUAAACCUUUGCAGAGAGAGACCAGUUUGAUUACCAGUGGAAAUGGUCAAAUUUAGCUGCUACGACUUUUCAAAUGUUGCUGUCCGAGUUUACACAAGAGACUUCUGCACUCAGAAAUCCGUCAUCUGUAUUUCAGGACUGAAUAUAUUUUUCCAUCAAAAAAAUUAACUCUCUAACAUCGAAUAAUGGACACAACGGACCACUCUGUAGAUCUGUAACUGAACUCACAGUUACAGUUGAUUGUGUCCAUGGUUUACAUCAGCGGAAAGGGCUGUUGGGCUGACCUCUGAUCUGUGGUUCGUAUCAGCUGCCAUAUUCCACACAGAGCUAUCAGGGACUGGUUUUGUUCAUCUGAACUUAGAUUCCUCCUUGAUUAAACCUUAACGGUGACAAUAUCACUGACACCCGUCACAGACUUGCAAGCACUUUGGCAUAUUGGUCACGGUGCAUUCAUGGACCCCGAUCACAUGGUAGGACUUGUUAGUGGCGGACUGUCAGGAUGUUUCAUUGCUGUUUUUUACCGAACGUAAUCUCAGCUGCAGUCCGAAGAUGUUGGUCAACUCUUCAGUCUUUCUACUUUUUGUUUCAGGACAUUGAUGGCAAACAUCGUUAAAUGUCUCUCACAGUGUUUUAUGAUUCAACAGGACAGUUGGAAAAUUCACACUACUCUCACUUUAAAGGACCAUGCCCCUGUAUUUUGUAUGCUUUAACCAGUUUGCUUCAAAUCACAUCGACGCUCCAUCGCUGCCAAACCACAACACAGUGGUAUAUUUUUUUCAUUUUGGUAUAGAAAGCAAUAGAUAUCAGUUAAUUUCUACAAAAAUCAACACGCAGGCUGGUCUGAUACUAUUCUAUUAGAGCUAUAUGAUUAUCACAACAUGUAUCAGUCAGUAAGUUACAGGAAAAGUCAGUAAAAAAAGUGAUAUGUCCGAAGUUAACUAGAGACAGUGUCUUCACUACAGACUUUGUCCACUAGAGAGCACUGAGGAGUUAUAAUAACAUAGUCACAUUCCCAGAGAAACCGAGCUUAAGGUACCCUGUGAAGUUUUGUCCUUGUUGCCGCAUUUAUUUGUAUUACUACCAUCGAUCAGCACAAUAACAUGAAACUGGUGUCAGGAAUUGCAUGUGUGCUCUUGUGCGCUCAGACCCACUUAUAAAACAUUGAUCCAUAACACUAUUAAAAACCCGACAAGGUACCUCUAACAACCAAAUUCAAGGGGGGUUUAUAUUAAAAAAAGAUGUAUCAGCCAUUGGAUGGCAUUUCCUGUCAUUAACUGACGAUAACUGUUCGUUCCAAUACCCAUACUAUCAUACUAUUUAGUAUGCUGAAAAAAGGUUUAGUAUGACCCAACACAUACUGUAGUAUGUCAAAUGCAGUAUGCCAAAAAUACCAUGACAUCCCACUACAUUUGGUCAUUGCAAGCCAGCAUGCCUUUCUGGCUAUUUUGACCCACAAUCCUCUGCACAGCAGAAGAUGCGUCACAUCAGCUGAGCUGCAAACAGAUAAGAGCUUGACAGCUCGUUGACAGCUAUCAGAAGCUGCAGUGAAGGACAGUGCAAUCAAGUGACUGAUGACCAGUAUAAUAGUAAUAAUAGGAAUAUUUAUUGUUUAAAUGAGCAAAACAAUCAUAGAUUAUCAAAAACAAAAGGGACAUAACUAUAAUUACAACAAUGACAUAAAAAUGCACACUGUUGUGGGUAUAAUGGGCUGUGCUAGAGUUUGCAUUCUAUGCAGUUAUGACUUAAAAGUUAAAACCACAUACAUUGCAAAGUAAGCUCAACAAAGCUCCUAGAUUGACCUUUGUCUCUGGCAUGCUCCACAAAUGGCGUUUUGUUUUAUCUCCAAGGAUAUAUGAGCAAGAAGUUCAAGGCACAAUGUUAUGAGAAAGUACUAUGUCCUGAUUGUGUGCACACUACGUGCAACAGUAUGUACUUUGUAAAGGUAGCUGCAGGACCUACUAAAAGUAAAAAGAAUCAGUAUGUGAUGCAGAACACAUACCGAUACUUUCUUGUCUUCUUUUCGUUAUCGGCAGAUUUUAUUCAGGACACCUGUGGCUGUAUUAAAUGAUUGACUCUGAAGGCUAUGUGAGAUUUUGAAAUGUUUUGAAAUUAACUACAAAAACUGGUUAUUAGAAAGAUGUAAGAACAUUUUCUAAAAUCUAACACAGUCUGUGUUUUAAAAUGGUUAGUAGGUAGUGAGAGUAAACGGGCUAAAUCAUGCUAAAAAACAGAGGUAUGGUCUGAAAGUCACACACUGAUUGAAAUAAUAAACAUACGGCAGCCGGUUGGCUGUUUUGUACGGGACGAUAUCACACCAGAGAGAAGAACACUAACAUAAGAAAGAGUCGACAGGAAAAAAAAUUUUCUCAGCGUUUGGGAUCUAACUGCUGUCACAUCUGAACGACCAAUCGGCUUUAAGGAAGGACCUGAUCACCCCCACAGAGCUGCCCUACCAUUGGCUGUUCAAUGGAUUGGGGGGGUCGACGUCUGAGGCAAUAACAGAGCGACAGGAAGUGACAGUAGUUGGUCAAUUUAUCGCAGCAACGAAGCACUUUUGCCAAACCUCAGGGCUCAGAGACACAGAGAGGUUUUGUUUACUCUUUAUUCUAGAUUUUCAGUAGAGUUCAGUUGAGUCCAGUUGUGUUGUGAUCAAUUGGUUCUGUGUUUGUACAGCUGAUCACACUUAAGUCAUAUUUACUAUAAUAAUAGAAAUCUACAGAGUUGUUGUUUUUCUGCUGUGAUCACCACCAGGUCUGAGUCCAGCCUGAACACUGAAACAGUGCUUUAAUUUAGACUGGUAAAGAUUGAGUUUUGGUUUGUUUUAGGGUGGGUUUUUUUGUUGUUUGUUUGUUUUUUGCAGUGCACUGAAGAGUUUCACUCUGAGAUGUCGUACUUAUUGUAUUUUUUUUUUUUUUUUAAAGGGAUUGCAUCAUUUCUGAAGUAUUACUAAUCUGUCAUUUGCCUCACAGUUAAAGCCUUCCAGCUGCUCAGGAACAAACCCUGAGAUUUAAAGAAUAGACAUGAUUUUUUGAGGAAAAAAUGUUGGCAUGUUAUGAAAAUACAAAGAUAAAAGAAAAGAGUUAUAAUGUGAGAAAAUGGGUAAUUUCACAAGUAACUCUUGGGGAUAAAGUUGUACAUUUAUGAGAGACAGAAGUUGUAAUAAGAUCAGAAGAAGUAAAAAUUCAUAAUAUGUAGGGGUGGGAUUACGAUAUUAUCAUGAUACUUAAGUCACAAUACAGUAUUAUUGCAAUUUUAGAUAUGUUGCGAUAUGCUGAGUAUUGCGAUAUAUUGCGAUUUAUUACCUUUUUUUUUAAACUAUAAAAUACGUCCCUAAAGGAAAACUUUGUCUUUUAGAUUAAACAGAUGUCGACAGUCUGUUCACCUCACUUUGGUCAUUUUUUUUAGCAGCACCAAAGUGUAUCUAGUGGACUUAAAAAGCAAUUGAAUAUAUUAUUCUAGUAGGCUACCUAAAGUUUAAUUUGUAUUUGUAAUGUUAAUAAUUUAUUUAUUAAAAAUAUUGAUACUUGGCACUGUGUGACGAUACAGUAUUGCCACACAAGAAUGUCAUGAUACUAUGCUGUAUGAAUUUUUCCCCCCACCUCUAAUGAUAUGUUGAGACAAAUUUACAAUUUGAUGUCAAAAAAGUUGUAGUUUAUUUUAAAGUUGAAUUAUAGAGACAUUUUAUUAUAAUACUUGCUGGAAGUCUUUUACUUGUGACAUAAAUUAUGCUUUAUUCAAAAGAAUACGUGAAUCCCCCUCAGUUAUAUCCAACUUGUUGGAAAGGUCUUUUUCAGUAAGACAUUCAGACGAUAUCUUUGUGGUUGGGAUGAAACUCUUCAGUGUGUAAAGAUGGUUUACAUGUUUGUAUAAAUUAUCUGAAGAGAUGUAAAUGGUUUGAAAAAUGUUCUCUGUGCUCAGCUCUGGUGGCUGGUGAGACUUUGUCAUUCUCCAUCUGUACCAUAACAUCCUGUUUGCAAAAGCUCAGUGAGGCUGAUCCUGUCCAGAGACAAGUCCACCUCCUGUCCACGUGAGAACAAGACCUAGUAACUUCUCUGUAAAGUCCAGAUUUUAGACCCAACAACUUAUAGUCUAUUUUAUUUAUUGUUCUCUUACAACCUGGCUUUCUUUUAGUACUUUUGGGCAGCUGCGGUCACAGUGACUUAAGUUGGAAAAACAAGAUUUUUUGUUUGAAAAGUAACUUGACACUAAGCUGAAAAUCAGUGUUUCACUGAGCUCCUCUGGUUAAAGUAUGUUUUACAUAACCACUUCCACCAGUGUCGUAACAUUGCACUUAUCACACUGUCGGUACAGUUCUGCAUCACUGCAGCAAGGUGAGAUGUCAACCAAGACUUUCAUCUGGGAUAUCUGCUGUGAAGGGGCAGUGUGACAUGUUUUUAUUUUCACCGUUUGUAAGAAUUUCUGUUGUGUUUUAUGGUAGAGGAUCUCUGAUCUGAGUUGGACUCAGGACAGGAGCUUAUCAGAAGUGUCAAAUUUUCCUCAUUGCUGUUUUAUAGCAUUUCAAGUUCUAACAUGGUGUGUUGUGAACUAAGGUGGCUUGAUUCUGGACAGGAGAAAACCUGCAAAACUUCAGUUUGACACGACCUUCUAUGUCUUAUAUGGAGUCUUAAAAUAUAUUUUGUCCUCAAAACAAUAAUUUUCAGAUUUCCCAAGAACACGAGUUGAAGUUUGACCGACUAAGUAAUCGAGUUUGAUUUUGAAUGCCCAAGAAAAAGAGUUUGAGUUUGAACCACUAAAAACAAGACUUCAAACUCAGAACAACACAAGAUUGAACUCGGGGUCAAACUCUCAAAACACGUUAAAACUUUCAAGAACAAAAGUUCAAACUCCAAAGACCACUAGUUCAAACUACCAAGAACACAAGUGGGAAUGCCCAGGAACAGUAGUUUGAACUCUCAAGAACACAAGUAAAAACUCCCCAGAACAUUAGUUUGAACUCCCAAGAACACUUGUUAAAACGUCUAGAGACACUAGUUCAGACUUCCAAAACAAAAGUAAAAACCCCUAAGAAAACUAGUUAAAACUCUCAAGAACACAAGUUAAAACUCCCAAGAACAUCAGUUUGACUUCCAAAGAACACUAGUUAAAACUUUUAAAAACACUAGUAUGAAUUCCCAAAACACAUCUUUAAACUACUAAAACUCAGGAACACUAGUUUAAAUUCCCAAGAACAAUAGGUGAAGUUGGAUUGCCCAUGGACAUUAGUUAAAUCUCCCAAGAGCAUGAAUGUGAGUUCAGUUUCUGAAGAACACAAGUUCAAGUACCAACUCCUCUUAAGGCCAAAACACACCGGCGCCGUACGAUGCGCGUCAAAACAGCCGCCCCCAUUAUUUUCUAUUUACAAUCCCACACCGCCGGCGGCUCGACGCGCGUCGAUGUGCCGCACCGCGGCACUUUAUGCUAUUGUCCUAUUUUUCCAGAAUUUUGAAAUUACAGUGAGUUUUCGGGACUCUGUAUUUGCUGUUAAAGGUUUUGUUGAGGUGGAGACGUUUGCAGUGGUUUGGUCGGGUACAAAGUAUGAAACCCAGCGAAGGUGACAUCAUCACUAGUCUGCCGGUGGCUCUCUCAGGACUACUUCCUGGGUGUUGGGCGAUUCAUUAUAGAUCCCACCGAAGUUCUGGGCAGAAACAGAAGUCCUGUAUCCUAACUAUGUCUUAUCUUAACUUAAACAAAACCAUUAAUGUUACACCUGAACUAAAUUGACCAAACCUUCCUGUAUCUCAGCUUCUGCCUGUAAUUCUGCUGGGAUCCAUAAUUUUGGGAGCGGACGGUCUCUUAGUUUUGGGCCAUCCGCUGUGACGCCCACAUGAAAACACUGAAAAAUUGAAAAUGUGUACAUAGUGCAACCAUGUAAAUAGGCAAAUACUAACGGAGACUCUAUUUUAUGUAUGAGCUGAGAGAGAGAGAGAGAGAGAGAGAGAGAGAGAGAGAGUGAUGCUAUCUCCAGGAGAAAUAUUUGAUUUGAUGUUUUUUUAUUUGUAAAAGAAAGUGUACAGUGAUGAUAUAAAGAGAAAGAAAUGAUGAUGAAUUUAUGACUUUAUGAAUUGUACAGUUAAAUCUCCUCAGUUUGAUUGUUCUGUUGUUUUCUAUCUAAAGCUUGGGGUUGUUUCUGUUUGGUUUUUUUUUUGUACAGAAGUGGUUGUUUACAUUGAUACAAGUUCUUAUUUCUGUGAACGUCAGACAGACAAUGUGAUUGGAGCAGAGGUCUGUGAGGAGGCGGGGCCUUGGGUGGGGUUGGUGUUGUAUUACCAAAUAUUUAGGAAAAAAAUUUGGAACUAGUUCAGCCUGUAUGAUGCUAGCAACUUUUCUGACCCUCUCAAUGACUUAAUUUCCAAAAAUUGACAAGCAACAAAUUUAGCAACUUAUUCAGACCAUCAGAGAAAAGUGAGAAAUACACGGAUCAGCCAAAACAUUAAAACCAUUGACAAGUGAAGGGAAUAACAUUGAUCAUCUUGUUACAAUGCCACAUUCUGCUGGGGAACCUUGGGUCCUGGCAUUCAUGUGGAUACCACUUGAUUACAGACCAAGUACCCUAACCCCAAUGGCAACGGCAGUUCCCAGUGGCAGUGGCGCCCCAGGCAUGACAAUCGACUAUGCCACCCCAUAAAAUAUGCUCAGGAAUGGCGAGAGAAACUUGACACAGAGCUCAAGUAACGACCUGGCCUCCAAACUCCCCAGAUCCCAAUCUGAUCAAGCAUCUGUGGGAUGUGCCAGUACCCCACCUCACAACCUGCAGGACUCAGACAAUCCGCUGCCAGCGCCCUGGUGACACACACCAAAAGACACCCCCCAGAGAUUCUGUGUCCAUGCUUCAACAUGCCACAGCGAAGUUCUAUCCAAAGAGGCUCCACUGUGGACAAAGGCUACUGGCACGUCCUACAAAUCCUCGAUCAGAUUGGAUCUAGAUACUUUUGAGGCUAGGCCAAAGCCUUGAGCUCUUUGUUACAUUCUUAAGGCCAGCCCUGAGCAGUUUUUGUGAAGUGACAUGGUGCAUUUUUCUCCUGGGUGGGCUAGUGCCAUGGAGGAGUGCCGUUGCAAGUAGGGGGUGUACUUGGUGUGCAGCAGUGUUUGGAUGAGUGAAGUGCAUCAAGUGGCAUCUGCAUGAAUGCCAGGACCCAAGGUUUCUCAGCAAAACAUAUCAUUGUAACAAGAUGAUCAGUGUUGUUCACUUAACUCAUUAGUCAUUUUAAUGUUUGGGCUGUUUAGUGUAUAUUCAUAUACACUAAACAGCCCAAACAUCAUAAUAUAUCAUAAUUUAUUCCCAUGAAUGCUGCUCAGAGUAAUUGUAGCCCACGGCUCCUUUGCCAUCUGAGUCUCUACCCCUUAGUUCAUUCUAAAGUUGGCAACACUGGUACAGUGAAUAUUGGCAAACUGAAAGAAAAAAUUGAAUCCUGAGAUUUCGAGAAUGGUGGUGGUUCUACAAAGAGCUCACAAUAGCAUCUAACAAAUUUGUAAUUUUACAUAAAAACAUUGUAUUACA
Epinephelus fuscoguttatus (brown-marbled grouper) is the source of this 12015-nucleotide messenger RNA. RefSeq names its product Rap guanine nucleotide exchange factor (GEF)-like 1 (gene rapgefl1). Gene Ontology annotation, cellular component: plasma membrane. Bases 900 to 2963 code for a protein of 687 amino acids. Gene Ontology annotation, molecular function: guanyl-nucleotide exchange factor activity. The transcript is spliced from 16 exons. The record is from RefSeq and is a predicted model, not a curated record. NCBI's taxonomy places the organism in Eukaryota, Metazoa, Chordata, Actinopteri, Perciformes, Serranidae. Gene Ontology annotation, biological process: Ras protein signal transduction; positive regulation of GTPase activity.